UCUCGUUUCUGUGCCCCGAUUGUCUCAUAUUCAACAUUUAAAAGACAGUGGGAGAAAAGAAAUCGGCGAAAAAAGGAUGACUAUGUGGGUCGACCGAGUGCAGGCCAUACAGAUUUAGCGUGGAUCGUGCAAGGAUGUUGUCGUCGCGGCCAACGGAAAAAUGACGAUCCUCAUUCAUUGUAGCCUCCCUCGCAGACGUUCUUAGGGGUUCGUCACGCGUUCCUGCCCCACGUUCGUACGUCUGCGUGGGAGGCUAAAUUCAUUGGAAAUUGAGGUUGUUAACAGCAGCGGGGGUGCAAAAAUUUCCAAAGCU
This is a messenger RNA of Porites evermanni, 313 nucleotides long. NCBI's taxonomy places the organism in Eukaryota, Metazoa, Cnidaria, Anthozoa, Scleractinia, Poritidae. The record is from the annotation of a GenBank genome assembly.